Paramuricea clavata is the source of this 6280-nucleotide messenger RNA. Lineage: Eukaryota; Metazoa; Cnidaria; Anthozoa; Malacalcyonacea; Plexauridae. The record is from the annotation of a GenBank genome assembly.
AUUCCCAGAAGUACACGUUCUUUUCAUUCAUGUUCUUUGCACGCUGUAGAGCAGUCGCGAAGUGUGUGUUGGCUAACCAAAGUUUUUAUCGAUUUUCAACAGUUUAUUUCAACAGCAGACACUUCGUUAGAAAAAUGUACACUUAUACCGAACGUGGCGGACAGGAUACGCAAGAAUAUCAUGGAUUUUUUUGUAAGUUUCACUUUUAUUGUGCAAGGGAAAAUGAUACUUUUAAUUGUACAUAUAUAAAUUGAUUGUCAAGUGCACUUCGUACUUUUAAUUUCAUGUAUAUAUCUUUAUUAGAGUAGAAUUAUAUUGUACCUAUUUAAAAAUCGUGAGAUAUUAGAAAAAAUAAAACACUAUUAUAAAAUUUUGAAUUUCUUUUGAAAUAUCAGAUGAUAUUUUCUCAAUUUCUGAAUUCUGAGAAAUGGAAAGUUAUUAAAUAUUAACCAAGGGCGCGUUUGGAAGAAUCAUUUCAGCAGUGGUUCCUAGCUCAAAUUUCACUUGUUACAAUUUAUAAUGAUAAUUUUAUAUCAGGUAAAAGGGGCAAAUUUAUGAUAAUUAAAAAAUAAUGCCAAAGUUUUGGUUGUGCGCUGAAAUGUUAUGUGCAUGUUGAGUAUCGCUUUAACAUACCGACAGUUGAUGUGGGCAGAUAACCUUGUAUUAAAGAAAAUCACCGUUAAUGGUAAAUUAAUUAAAAAUCAUGGUUUCUACCAAUUCAUCAUUUGGGAAAUUGAUAAUACCAUUGCAUUUUAUGAUAGAUUUGUAUUAGUUCUAGAUACAUGCAGGACAUGUAUGUAAAUAUUCUUUAUCCCAUUGAGUGUCUCCUUUGAAGAGUUUUUCAAGAGUAUACAGCUAUUUCAAUUAAGGUUGUCCACGAGCAAAGCGGAGAAGUCGAAUACGAGCAUGAAAGGCCGUUGGGAAUCGUUAACAAAUUAACGAAUUUUCAAAGUGAUUCCCAGCAGCCUUUCGCACUCGUAUUCGACUUUCCACUUUGCUCGUGGACAACCUUAAUUGAAAUAGCUGUAUGUGGUAUGAUGCAAUAGCUAUAGUCUUGUAUUUCACUCAUAUUCAACACAGGAAAACAUCAUUUCUAUUUUUGUAGCUGGUUCAAAUGGUUACAUUUCUCCAAUGCAUGAUAUUCCACUCUAUGCAGACAGUCCGGUAAGGACAGCUAGACUAAUAAUACAAUUCUUGAUCAGGUUGACAAAAGUCCUUAAACAUGAUAGCUAUAAAAAUUUACAUAUAACCUGUUGAGUGCAGCACUCUCGAUCCCCUUGAUGAAUAAAAUCAUCUGGCAUUAGACAGAGUAAAAUAAUAAAGUAGGGUGCAUCAGGGCACAUUUCCACAUAAAGGGUUAAUGAGUCACUAGAUUAAAUGUAUGUGUUUAUAGAACAAAGUAUUUAACAUGGUGGUUGAAAUUCCAAGAUGGACGAAUGCAAAGAUGGAGGUACUAAAUUAAUAAAUUACUGUCCUCGUAAUUUUUUGACCGCAUUUGCCAGCAAUUUGUCAUUUAUUUUGCACUGUUAACCUCAACUUCAUGUAUACAACAAUUCUUUAUUCUUUAGAUCAAUUUAGCUUCCUCACUAAACCCUAUGAAACAAGACAUCAAGAAAGGGAAAUUAAGAUAUGUUAACAAUGUUUUUCCUUAUCAUGGCUAUAUAUGGAACUAUGGAGCUUUACCACAGGUAAGUCAAACUAUCUUGCCAAACUAAACUAGCAGACUAGCUCAAUAUAUUAAAGAUAUGUCUAUAACAUUGUAUAGACAGGGUUUUUUCAGAGCUUUUUUACGGUCUUAAUUUAAUGGCCCCAAAAACUGUCAUCAUUACUUGAGUUUUGAAACUCUCUCAUCAAAGGUUUUAGUUAUGUGAGUUCAAAUUGUGAUGUGGGAAUGGUUUUUCCUAUUUGAAAUCCAACAAAGUAAGAAAAAACAAACAUGUCACCUGCAAUUCAUUUCACUACACAAAUUUGAAGCAAUCCAAGCAAUUUUGAAAUGUUCUAUAGCCAUGAAACAUCCGGAUCCUUUGCCCAUGGUGGGGGAGGAGAAGACAGCUGCUCCAGACCCCAAACUGAUUAAGUAAACUCAAUCGUCUCUGCAAGAGCGGACCAGCAAAAAAACGGAAAAACCUCCUGUCAAAACACCUGAUUGCAUAUAUAAAAUACUGCAGUACAUCUACCAUGCAUGCCUCUAGUUGGACGACCGCCUGGCUAAAUGCCUGCCUAGUCCUGUUGGUAACCCUUAAGUUUGAUAUGUGAUGAGAGACAUGCAGGUUAUGAAUCUCUGUAGACUUGGGAAGAUCCACAGGUGGUUGAUGCUGACACACGAUGCAAAGGUGAUGGAGAUCCCAUUGAUGUCUGUGAAAUUGGAACUAUGGUAUAUUUCUUUUUUUAUUUCAGACAAUUUAUUUUGGUCGGCACCAAAGACAGCAUACUUGCUAAAUAUUGUUAACCCAUUGAGUGGCAGCGCUCUCCAUUUGAUGAGUAAAAUCAUCUGGUGUUAGACAGAGUAAAAUAACAAAUUAAGUAGGAUGCAUCAGGGCGCAUUGCCACUCAAAGGGUUAAUUAUAGGAUAUAAAUUUUAUCAGGUUGCAAAGAGAGGCGAAGUAAAGCAAGUGAAAAUUCUUGGUGUGAUGGCAUUGAUAGACGAGGGUGAGACGGAUUGGAAAGUGCUUGCAAUUGAUGUAAAAGAUCCAUUGGCCUCAAAAAUGAACGGUAAAUUGUCGACAUUUGUAUAUCUGGAACACUUAAGAAUUAUGAUAAAGCGUCAAAAUUUCGAACUUAACAGUAUAAACCUGUUUCUAUUCUUUCUAAUAAUUUGAUUUAGACUCGAGUCAACACCAGUCCAGUAGCUAAUCUACCAGGGGGGUGUGCACCCCACCUCUAAAAAAUUCUGCUUGAGCAUACAUUUUCUGCUUUUGAAUAGCGCGUGUAAAUUUCUUGAAACGAUUUCGUUCAUUUAUUAGCUCACCGGAAAACACUCUGAAUGCUUUAGUUAAAUAUCAUGGUUAAAUAUGUAAACAUGCAGAGAUUGUUAUACAGCCAUAUUUUCAAAUGUACUGUACUUUGGUACUUUACUGUGCUACAGCGACUGUCCAGUCACGCAUACGUAAUAAAAAGCCGAUAUAAACGUCAUAAAGAAACGAUAAUGUAAAACGUAACAGAACGGCGAACAUGUAGAAUAAAAAUGUAGGUUCGGCCAUCUCAAAUGAUGGCAAUGUUGGGAUAGUAGCGUUACAGACUGCAGAAGAGAGUGGGCAGUAAGGCUCCCUCAUGCACCACCCCAUGGAAAACAAGCACCCCUCCGUGCAGAUGAGGCUAGAUCCGCCCCUGGACUCGAAUUGUUGAUUUCUGCUGUGAAUGACUCGAGUCAACUCAGCUACAACUUGUUCAGAUUAUGAUUAAAUUCAUAAAAAACAUUUUGGUCAGGAAGAACUCGACUCGAGUAUAGCCAUCAUUGACUCGACUUGAUGAAACCUUGAAAUGAUUCGAUUCGGCCCAGGGUUAAUGCUUUCUUUCUGUGAUUUUAUUCUCGUUAACUAGAUAUCGGUGAUGUUGACAAACAUAUGCCUGGACUAUUAAAGGUGGGGACACAAGAACGUCUUCUAUGUUGAAAAUAUAUAUAUGAAUCACAAACGUAUUUUGACUGCUAUGAAUUUUUCAUUUAUUGAUAUGUAUUUUAAAUAUAGGCCACCCAUGAAUGGUUUAAAAUCUAUAAAGUUCCAACUGGCAAACCUGAAAAUGAGUUCGCGUUUGGUGGUCAGGCCAAAGACCAGGUUUUAUAUAAUUUUGUUGUUGUUGUUGUUGUUGUUGUUGUUGUUGUUGUUGUUGUUGUUGUUGUUGUUGUUGUUGCUGCUGCUGCUGCUGUUGCUGUUGCUGUUGUUGUUGUUGUUGUUGUUGUUGUUGUUGUUGUUGUUGUUGUUGUUGUUGUUGUUGUUGUUGUUGUUGUUGUUGUUGUUGUUGUUGUUGUUGUUGUUGUUGUUGUUGUUGUUGUUGUUGUUGUUGUUGUUGCUGUUGCUGUUGUUGUUGUUGUUGUUGUUGUUGUUGUUGUUGUUGUUGUUGUUGUUGUUGUUGUUGUUGUUGUUGUUGUUGUUGUUGUUGUUGUUGUUUGUUUUUGAUGUUGUUGCUGUUGUUGUUGCUAUUUUUGCUGUCGUUGUUGUUGUCGACGUUGUCGUUGUUGUUGUUGUUGUCGACGUUGUCGUUGUUUUUGUUGUUGUUGUUGUUGUUGUUGUUGUCGUUGUCGUUGUCGUUGCUCUUGUUGUUCCAUUCUUGUUCCAUUGUUGAAUUAGAACAGCAGUUGUAAUUCAAGUGUGAUUCAAUUUUGCUUUUUCACAGGCGUUCGCAUUCAAAGUUAUCGCAGAUUGUAAUCAACACUGGUCAAAAAUGAUGGGGAAUGCUCAGGCGCCGCAGAACCUCAGCUGGUAGGUAAUCAUUGCUUGGUUCGGCAAAACGUGUAGUAAGAGGCUUUGGUAACGCAGUCAUCGUCAGAGCAAGCGCCUUUUCACCUCUGAGAUCAUAGGUUCGAUUCUCUCGUUGCCCACUCAUGUAAAAAUAAUCAGUCAACGCUCUGCCGAAACUCGUGGAUUUUCUCUGGGUGCUCCGGUUUCCACCCAUGCACAGGCCUUAAAAUAUCGGUCGGUCACGGACAUUGUCCGACCCGUUCGUGAAAUUGUCCGACGUAGAGAGGAAGCCACUGGACAUUCUGUCCGACCUAAGUGAAACUGAGGUUUAUUGUUUGUCCGACCCGACUGUAUUGGUGUCCGUCCGAACUGUAGCUUUGUCCAACGUAAAUCAAAACGUACCCUAGUCCAGAACUGGAGGCUCGUAUGUUAAAUGGAAAAUCAGAGUACAAUUGAGUAUUGCAUAAAAAGUGAACUGGAAAUGUUGUUUAAACGUAGCUAAUCAACGCGGGGCGGCGAGCGAAAUGAUGAACUGGAAAACGGGCUUAAGUUGUCGACGUCUUACUGACACCUGUUCUGGCAAGCAAGUUAAUUUUGGCUUGGAAAUAAAUAUGAAUGACACAAAUAAUUUAAUAUCUUCACAACAUUUACCGUUCACAAUUAAUACAUUGUGCUGAUAUUCAUUUGUGUCAUUCAGACUUAUUUCCGAGUCAAAACUGAACUGAAGGUCAUCGGACAUAUGUCCAACCCAAACUCAACGUCACCGGACAUUUUGUGAGACGGCCCAGUGAAAGAUAUUUUAAGGCCUGCAUGCACAGGAAAAAUUGACAGGGUGGGUUAGGAUCGAUAAACACAGUUUAAGAAAGUAAUAUCACAAUUAUUAUGUUUUUGAUGUUACUCUGAGUGUAUAUCCACACCGGGCAGGCUGAAAAGUUAGCCUGACCACGGUGGGAAUCGAACCCACGACCUUUGGGGUGCUAGUCCAACUGAGCUACGAGGCUAAGUGUGUUCGAGUGUGUGAUAUAACUAAGUCUAGUACCUUCGAUACCAUUGUGUUCUAUGAUCAUGAUAUUUUUUGUGUGUGUUUUGAUUUUAUAUGUUCUCAGGUGAAUAUAAUGUUUUUUCAUCUUACUCUGAGUGUAUAUCCACAUCGGGCAGGCUGAAAAGUUAGCCUGACUACUCCCACCGGGGUCAGGCUAACUUUUCAGCCUGCCCGGUGUAGAUAUAUACACUAAGAGUAACAUGAAAAACAUUAUAUUCACCUGAGAACAUAUAAUAUCAAAACACACACAAAAAAUAUCACACUUAUUGUUGUACAAGAUAAAAUAGACAGUUUAGGCUAAGUACAUAAUUAGGUAAUUGUAAGCGUAAUUCUCGAUGUAAAGCGCAUUAUAGAAAUCCUAAUUAAAGUUUUAUAAUCGUUUCCCGUUUGUAUUUCUAGUUCGAACACGACUCUAAACAACGCCAGUACUAUCACAACGGCAGAUGCUCAAAAGAUUGUCGAACAGGUUUGCUUGAAUUUUUUAUAUUUUUUAUUGACAUUGGGCAGGUACAAGCGUAUUAAUAAAGGUAAUCUAGGAAAGGUUUAGCAGCAAUUUUAAAAAAUGUGUCAGUAAAACAGUAAAUACAUUUUGUUAGGUUCCAGCUACAGGUACUCCUGGGACUGUGAGCGCUAGUGGUAAGUUUUAACGGUUCCUGGUUUUUGAACGAAAUUAGUGCUACUUCUGCAAUAGUCUUUUAUUCUAAUAUUUAUUUAUUUCAUUUAGUGGACGAAUGGCAUUAUGUGAAACAAACUUGAACGAUCCAAAUAUGAACGGAAUGAAUAUUUAAUAACGGAAAUAAUUCAAUUAUUUUUGCAUGAUUAUAAAUAAUAAAAUGUGCAA